This is a messenger RNA of Dipodomys ordii (Ord's kangaroo rat), 2445 nucleotides long. RefSeq names its product protocadherin alpha-13-like. Gene Ontology annotation, cellular component: plasma membrane. Lineage: Eukaryota; Metazoa; Chordata; Mammalia; Rodentia; Heteromyidae. The transcript has a single exon. The record is from RefSeq and is a predicted model, not a curated record. Gene Ontology annotation, molecular function: calcium ion binding. Gene Ontology annotation, biological process: homophilic cell-cell adhesion. Bases 1 to 2445 code for a protein of 814 amino acids.
AUGCGGUUUUCCUGGCAAAGAAGCCGAGGAUCCUGGAGCCUGAUGCUCUCGCUUCUGCUCCUUGCUACCUGGGAAUCUGGGAGCAGCCAGCUCCACUACUCCGUCCCAGAGGAGGCCAAACACGGCACCUUCGUGGGUCGCAUCGCGCAGGACCUGGGGCUGGAGCUGACGGAGCUGGUGCCGCGCCUGUUCCGGGUGGCGUCCAAGGGCCGCGGGGACCUUCUGGAGGUAAAUCUGCAGAAUGGCAUUUUGUUUGUGAAUGGUCGGAUCGACCGGGAGGAGCUGUGCGGGCGCAGCGCGGAGUGCAGCCUGCACCUGGAGGUGAUCGUGGACAGGCCGCUGCAGGUGUUCCACGUGGAGGUGGAGGUUAAAGAUAUUAAUGACAACCCACCAGUAUUUCCUGAAAGGAACAAAAGCAUAAUCAUUGCAGAAUCUAGACCUCCAGAAACGAGAUUUCCACUAGAUGGCGCAUCUGAUGCAGAUAUUGGAGUAAACUCGGCCUUGACUUACCGUCUAGAUCCCAACGAUUAUUUCGCUUUGGACACACCAAACAAGCGUGAGCAAAUGUCUUCAUUGUCACUAGUAUUAAAGAGAACAUUGGACAGAGAGGAAAUUGAGAAGCAUAGUUUAUUAUUGAGAGCCACUGAUGGAGGUAAACCCGAGCUCACCGGCACAGUGCAGCUGCUCAUCACCAUUGCUGAUGUGAAUGACAAUGCCCCAGAAUUUGAUCGACUCAUUUAUAAAGUCAGAGUGCUGGAGAAUGUAUUCAAUGGGACAUUGAUACUCAAACUAAAUGCCACAGAUCCGGAUCAUGGUACAAAUGGAGAUGUAGUCUACGCCUUUAGAAGACCUAUAUCUCCCGCAGUGCUAUAUGCAUUUGACAUAAAUCCCUACAGUGGAGAAAUUAGGACAAAAGGCAGACUGGAUUUUGAAGAAAAAACGUUUUAUGAAAUUCCAGUGGAGGCAAUUGAUAAAGGACACAUUCCAAUGACAGGUCAUAGUACUCUUUUGGUGGAAGUACUGGACAUAAAUGACAAUGCACCAGAGGUCACUAUCACUUCCCUGUCACUCCCUGUCAAAGAAGACACUCAGCCUAAUGCUGUCAUUGCUCUGAUCAGUGUGUCCGACCGUGACUCUGGUGCCAAUGGACAGGUCACCUGUUCCCUAAUGUCCCGCACUCCUUUCAAGCUGGUGUCCACCUUCAAAAAUUACUAUUCAUUAGUGCUGGACAGCGCCCUGGACCGAGAGACCACCUCUGACUAUGAGUUGGUGGUGACCGCGCGUGACGGAGGCUCGCCUCCGCUGUGGGCCACCGCCAGCGUGUCGGUGGAGGUGGCCGACGUGAACGACAACGCGCCCGUGUUCGCACAGGCCGAGUACACGGUGUUCGUGAAGGAGAACAACGCGCCCGGCUCGCACAUCUUCACGGUGUGGGCGCGCGACGCGGACGCGCAGGAGAACGCGCGCGUGUCGUACUCGCUGGUGGAGCGGCGGGUGGGCGAGCGCGCGCUGUCGAGCUACGUGUCGGUGCACGCGGAGAGCGGCAAGGUGUACGCGCUGCAGCCGCUGGACCACGAGGAGCUGGAGCUGCUGCAGUUCCAGGUGAGCGCGCGCGACGCUGGCGUGCCCGCCCUGGGCAGCAACGUGACUCUGCAGGUGUUCGUGCUGGACGAGAACGACAAUGCGCCUGCGCUGCUGGGGCCUCCCGGCGGCGGCGGCGGCGGCGGCGGCGGCGGCGGCGGCGGCGGCGGCACGCGCAGCGAAGUGCUGUCGCGCUCGGUGGGCGCUGGCCACGUGGUGACCAAGGUGCGCGCGGUGGACGCGGACUCUGGCUACAACGCGUGGCUGUCGUACGAGCUGCAGCCGGCGGCGGCCGGUGCGCGCAGCGCGUUCCGCGUGGGGCUGUACACGGGCGAGAUCAGCACCACGCGCGCGCUGGACGAGGCGGACGCCGCGAGGCAGCGCCUGUUGGUGCUGGUGAAGGACCAUGGCGAGCCGGCGCUGACGGCCACCGCCACGGUGCUGGUGUCUCUGGUGGACAGCGGGCAAUCGCCCAAGCUGUCUUUGCGUGCCUCGGAGGGCGCCGUGGCUUCGGAGGCGACGCUGGUGGUGAACGUGUACCUGAUCAUCGCCAUCUGCGCGGUGUGCAGCCUGCUGGUGCUGACGCUGGUGCUGUACGUGGCGCUGCGGUGCUCUGGGGCGGCUGUGGGGCGGAGCGAGGGCGCGUGCGCGCCUGGGAAGCCUGUGCUGGUGUGCUCCAGCGCGGUGGGGAGUUUGACUUACUCCCAGCAGAGGAGGCAGAGGGUGUGCUCAGCAGUGGUUCCAUCCAAUACGGAUCUCAUGGCCUUCAGCCCUAGUCUUCCUCCUUCUCUGGGUUCAGUAGAAGAGCCAUGUCAGAGGGAGGGGCAGGUAGAACGCCCGAAAGAGGUAAGUUCGAAUAUUUAA